Carassius gibelio (silver crucian carp) is the source of this 4534-nucleotide messenger RNA. RefSeq names its product G-protein coupled receptor 55-like. Gene Ontology annotation, cellular component: membrane. The coding region runs from base 866 to 1789 and encodes 307 amino acids. Lineage: Eukaryota; Metazoa; Chordata; Actinopteri; Cypriniformes; Cyprinidae. The transcript is spliced from 2 exons. Gene Ontology annotation, biological process: positive regulation of Rho protein signal transduction; phospholipase C-activating G protein-coupled receptor signaling pathway. Gene Ontology annotation, molecular function: G protein-coupled receptor activity. The record is from RefSeq and is a predicted model, not a curated record.
CAGUCAUUUCAUUUAACACAAUUAUUUUGUGUAUGUGUGUGUGUGUUGUAUGUCAUAACAACCUCUUUUAUUGAAAUCAGUUUAGAUAUUGCAGAGGCAUAAUUUCAGUAACUGUAUUCUCUCUUCAACUAAGUUUCAUUGUUAGGAAAUUGCUUGCAGCUUCAUUUGAAAUGUUUUGUGUAAAAAUAUUAUGGUUGUGUGAUAUAGAAUGAGUAACAUAAGUACUGUGUAAAUAGCACUGUUAUGCUUUGUAGUGUACAGGAGGGACAAAACUAGUCAUCAUUUCAUUCAUGAUACUAAUGGUGAUUUUUGCAGACCAGACAUGAUUUCGUGAGAGAUGAAGCCCACAUGUCUGAAAAAGAGAAAGACUGUGGUUUAUUGACAUGUGUCUCAAGAUAUGUUGAAGUAGAUGAAAUGUCAAAGAGGUUUAAGGUCUGGCAUAAGUGGGAAGCUUAAAUAUUGUCUGUACUUCACAGAUAAUGCAGGAAAAAAAAAGACAUCCGCCAGUUUGUCCUGCUUAGGUCACAUUUAACGGAUUUUGUUCUUGUGGUUUAUUGGUUUGCAAAACAUUUUUGGCAGCAGAGGUACGACCUUCACAACUCUGCUUAUUUGUAAGGGUGAUGUGAGAUGAAAGCAGGUUGUUUUGUCGGGGUGUGAAUGUAUAAGAAUGUGUUUGUCAGAGUGUGCCAAAAUUGGAGGUAUUUUGUAAUUGAAUUGUUACAGUCACAAUUUCCUUUGCUUUAUUUUUUUUAGGGUUUUAUUAGGUUUCUUAGAAAAGAUUUAUAUGAGUGCAUUACUACGGAAAACUACCACCAGUUUCACUCAAGGAGAAAUGAUACUUUGAAUUCAUCGGCGAAGUUUCACUAUGACGAACUGCUCAACUACAGAUGUGGACACUUUAACACAGAUACUGGACUUGGUGAUUUACGUGCCUGUCCUGGUGUUCGGCUUGCCAUUAAACAUCGCAGCACUGGUGGUGUUCUGUGUGCUGCUCAGAAAAUGGACCGAGUCCUCCAUUUACAUGACCAACCUGGCUCUGAUGGACCUUCUGUUGCUGCUGCAGUUGCCUUUCAAAAUGCAUGCAGCACACCACAAGUGGGAAGAAGACAAAAAGCUAUUUUGCUCCUUCCUGGAAAGUCUCUACUUUGUAGCCAUGUACGGUAGCAUCUACACAAUUGUGUGCAUCGCCAUAGACCGGUACAUCGCCAUUAACCACCCAUUUCAAGCCAAGCAGGUGCGCUCCAAAAAAAACGCCUUGAUUGUUUGCAGUUUCAUUUGGGUGUUUGUUAUGGCAACGACUUCACCCAUCUACUCCUUCCGGGAAAUGAAAAGUGGGAAUUUCACCUGUUUCCAUGGCUUCUCUAAGAAGGGUUGGAGCACUGGAAUAAUCGUGUGCCUGGAGGUCUUUGGUUUUCUGUUGCCCACGGCAGUACUGGUGGCGUGCUCUAUUCAGAGCAUCCGAACUCUCAAAGCAUCAAAGAACAGCAACCACAAGAAACAAGCUGGUGUGAGAAUCAUCUACAGCAGCCUAGCGGCCUUCCUUGUGCCCUUCACCCCCUGUCACGUGGCUAUAUUCCUGCAGUAUCUUGUCCGUAAUGGCUUUAUUUCAGACUGCAAACAUCAAAAGAACAUUGCCCUUUUCAUACAGGUGGCAAUAAACAUUGCAAACGUGACCUGCUGCUUAGAUGCACUGUGUUACUAUUUCAUUGCGAAGGAAGUCCGAUCCACCAAGAAGACGUUUAGACUGUCCAUGAGCAGAGUGAGAACCACCAGCACCUCAGAUGCCUGAGGUAUAGUCAGUUUAUUCAUCUUUCAGAAUGUGUUCUAAGGGAUUUCCAAUGGAAGUAAAGGUGUGGUCAUAAUUGCUAAAUUUUGUGGUCGAAAAAAGUUUAUUGUCGAUAGUGAAGUGUGAAGCACAGCUCACAAAAAAAGUAACUUUCAAACCCAACAUCCUUCUUUUGGUCAGCUCAGCAAAUUCACAUGCCAACUUGAACCCACUGCGAAAUUGGCAUGGGGAAAUUUUUCACCCUCACAUGAAAAUCCAGAUUGUGUGGAUUCCUACUGAAAUAACCUGAUUUUACUCAGGUUCAGUGCAUGUUUUAUGGACAUAAAUGGACAGACAUUGCUCCUCUCAUUCCAACUGAAGGUAGUUCAUCCAAAAUUUACUCACCCUUAAGUCGAAAACUGCAUGACUCUGUUUCUUGCUUGUUUUUGAACACAAAAUAUUUUGAAAGAUAAUAAGUUGGUUUUUUUUAGCCAUGCAUAGAAAGUCAUUGGGCUCCAAUGAUGUUUGGUUCCUAACAGACUCCAAAAUAUCAUCUUUUGCAUUCAGUGUUGAGUUAUGUGUUGCGUUACAUAAUCAGAUUACUUUUUCAAGUAACUAGUAAAGUAACAAAUUGCUUUUUCAUUACAAAAAAAAAAAAAAGGAAUCUGAAAAUAUAAUUCAAAAUAGUAAUUUAAUGUUACUUAGUUUUCCCAUAUAUUGACAGACAGUUCUCCUGUUCUUAUGUUGAGAGCAAUGGGAAGUACGGGAAGUGCAGAGGUGAUAUGUGCACUGUUUAAACAUGAUGUUACUGUAGUUUUAGACUGAAUGUAAACAUGCAUGUAUCUCACUUCCAGAAAAACACAAUCAUUAUUCCCCAAAACGAAUAUAAACAAUGAAAUGCAAACUCAGAAUACGACACAAACCAGCAAUAAUUAAAUAUGUUAAAUAACACAAAUAUAAUUUAUGUAAAAUCCCAUUUUUUAAUCAAUGUUUUUGCUGCUGACAUUUGAUGAUCCAAUUCAACCAUACAAGCAAAAAUGACUAUGAUUUAACAUAACGUUUGUGUUUGCAACAUUGUAAAAUUUGCACAGAGGUGAAUUUACAUUUCCUUCAGUCUGAGCCUGAUUCAUUUCCUUUUUGGUGUGAAAGGGCUUUGUACAUUUGCCAAAAAUAGAACUUAGAAAAAAAGCAAGCUCGGCUAAGAUUUAAAACGUAGCAAAAAGUAACAUAAUGCAUUACUUUGCACAAAAAGAAAUUAACAUAAUUAGUUACUUUUUAGGGAGUAACACAACAGCCUAUUUUAACACAUUAACUUUCCCCAACACUGCUUGUAUUCUGCAGAAGAAACUCACACAGGUUUGGAACGACAUGAGGGUGAAUAGAUGAUGACAAGUUUCCUGUUUUUCUUUUUCUUUCUUUUUUUUGGUGGACAAUUCAUUUAACUCUACAAAGUGAGAGUUAAAUGAAUAUGAGAAACAAAUAUGAGAAGAAAAAGGGAACAGAACAAAAACUUUACCGUGAUGUUUAGAACGGCACAUUCUCAGCAUUUGUGUGGACUGGAGUUUAAGAUCAGUAUCACCUAUAUCCAUUUCUUUUGUGAAAUGGAAAUUUCACAAGAAUUUAGAUGUUAAAUUAGAUAACUAUCCUUCCUUAAAACUACAUCCUUGAAACCUACACACUCCAAAGCCAUGAAAGCGAACACCCACAGAAAAUGAUAGCAUUUGAGAGCAUUUCUGAUUGGCUAAAAGUGGGUGGGCUGUUCCCCUGACCCAUUUUUGCGGUUUUUGAGUCUAGGGCUAUAAGAGAGACAGUUGUAAUUGCUCAGGACUUCUGAGCGGUUUUUAGUUAAAUAGGUCUGUGGUUAACACAAGGUCAAGAAAUUUUACGCUAUGACUUAAAAUACAUCAGUAAGAUACACUGUGACGUUUUAAGCUUUAACUCGUCCUGAAAGAGGCGGUUGACUAAAGGAGAACAGAGUGGUCCAGAACAUUAAAUGUCAUCACGUCAAACAGGUAACCUCAUCUACUCACUAGUCUGCUUUUUCAGGCUCACAGAAAAGAAAAAUGUCUUUAAAUAAAGAUUGAAAGAGUUGUCUGAAGUGUCGUGAUGGUGAAGAUGAAGUCAUGUGACAGCGGUGUAGUUCAUUUAUAGCCUACAUUUAGCUUUUUACUUCCGGUGAUUGUAUUGAGGAUUCAGGCUUCAACAUUUCUAGAAGUUGCUCAUUUGUGAAGUAAUUAUGAUUAAAUAAACAUGUAGAAAUGAUAAGCUUUUUUUUUUUUGGUCACAGAUCUUAUUCUCCACAUUAAUCCAGAAGUCAAUUGAAAAUUUGUAUUGGGUUUUUAUUAAGGAAACCAAAGCAAACUAAAUAUAUCAUCACUUCAGCACAUUAUUUAAUGCCAUUUUCAUUAAAAUAUAAAUUGUGCCUGUCACACUUACGAUGAAUUUCUGAUCCUGUGAUAAGGAUUUUGCCCCAAAGGUUCUGUAUUUGUCUUAUCUCAUGCGAAGUCUGUCAACAUGAGAAAACCUGAGGUCUUCAUGCUCACACGCGAUGGUCGUCCGACAAACAUUCUGAAACCUUCACAAUGACUCACAAAUGUUUCUGAUGCAACAUCGUGGAUGGCAUUACAUCCUUCACAAUUACCUCUUUUGUUAUCUCUUUUGUUAUGUAUUUUGCCUCCUAAAUCAGUAUGUCAAAUAUGUUAAAAUGUCUGUGUAGUCUUGUCUCACAUGUUUUGUACUGUAUGUCAAUAAAACUGUUUAUAUUUUGAA